Messenger RNA from Dictyostelium discoideum AX4, 186 nucleotides. RefSeq lists its product as hypothetical. The transcript has 2 exons. NCBI's taxonomy places the organism in Eukaryota, Evosea, Eumycetozoa, Dictyosteliales, Dictyosteliaceae. The record is from RefSeq and is a predicted model, not a curated record. The coding region runs from base 1 to 186 and encodes 61 amino acids.
AUGGGGGUAUUUGUUUGGUUACCAUUCCUUUUCAACAUUGUAUAUAUUAGAUCACCUAAUAUCCAUGCAAGAAGAAUUGCAUUUGCUUCAAUGAUACUUGCAGGUAUUUAUUUCAUUGCUAUUAUCUUUACUGUCGCAAUUGCUGGAUGUGCCUUUUUCUACUAUUCCUCUGAUAACACCAUUUAA